UGGCAAUACGGAAUCUAUUUUUUUCAUUUCUGUAAAUAUACAGAAUUGUUGUGUGGUUUAUUUAAUUGAAAAAUCGGAAAAAAUGGAGUUAGAUUGGCAAAAUGGUUUUCAACAAAUAAAAGAGCGAGGACUUUACUUACUGCAGUCAGAAAAGUGGUCUGAUUGUAAAUUUCUUGUUGGGGCUGCCCCAAAUCAACGCAUUCUUUGUGGACACAAACUAAUUUUAGCAAUGUCCUCACCUGUUUUUGAAAGGAUGUUUUAUGGUAACCUUCCAGAUGAGAGUGAUCCUAUUUUAAUACCUGAUGUUCAACCCGAUGCCUUUCAAGCUAUGUUAGAGUAUAUAUAUUCAGAUCGCAUCAGCAUAAGCUCCUUUGAUAAGGCGUGUGAAUUGUGUUAUGUUGCAAAGAAGUAUAUGCUGCCAUAUGUAGUAGAGCAAUGCACCCAUUUUCUCUGGGCAGAUUUAAGUCCCAAAAAUGCUUGCCGUGCAUAUGAAUUUGCUAAAUUAUUUGAUGAACCACGUUUAAUGCAGAGUAGUAUGAGUAUUAUAGCAGCAAAUACACGUGAUGUGCUAGCUGAUCCCAGUUUUGUUGAUAUAGAAAUCUCAACAUUAAUGGCUAUUCUUGAUCAAGACCGAUUGAAUAUUACGUCUGAGUUGGAACUGUUUAAUGCUUUAGUGAAAUAUGCUUCUGAGCGCGCACUUUUUGUUGAAAACGAAGUUAUGCCGAUGACGCCAUCCUCAUCGUUAGAUAAGGGAUCAUUGCAACAAUCUUUUGAUAUAGACAAUAACACAUCCGAAGUUGUAGAGAUUAAAAUGGAGCCAGACGACUCCAGCCUUGUUCAUAGUCGACAAGAAAACUCCUCUGAUACGUCUCAUUUAGUGGAAGACGUGGUUGUCGUAGAAAACGAUACUUCCACUACGUAUGAAGAAAAAAAUGGGCAUAAUAAUGCGUCAUCGACAGAAAUAAGCAUGAUUGCGUCAUUUUCUUGUCAAAAUAAUGAAAUUGAUGAAGCUCUUAUACGCCAAGCUGUUCAGAAGAUACGUUUUCUUACACUCACACCUCAGCAAUUUGCUGAAGGUCCUGCGCGGUCUAAGCUUCUCAAACAGAAUGAAGCUCUAGCAAUUCUUAUUAAAAUUUCAAGUCCAACUAUUAAUGACUGUCCCAUGCCCGAAGGUUUCUGCAGCUCGAGAACAAGUCGGGAAUAUUAUGAAUCGCGAAGCCAACGAGAUUUACCAUCAUACCAUCGGCCCACCCCAUCAAAUGGUCCGGCAGUAUUUGCUCCAUUUGAAACUUUCACGGGGAAUACAGCUUCUGUUGUAACAACUACUCCGCAGGCAUCUUCAAAUAACGUAAGUACUUUCCAAGGUGGUAGUGACUCUGAUUUAACUACAAACGACACUCGACGUUCAUACUGUGUUCGUACGCUAAAUCAGCAAUUUGACUAUAGAAAUACCAGUGUUACCGAUUGCGGACUAACAUUUCAAGUGGAUAGUAAUAUAUGGAUAACAGAUUAUAUACAUAUAUACAGGGGUGCAAGUACCGACUCAGGUUCUGUGUGGAGAGCUUAUGAAUUCGGCCGGUUUUUCCGAGAGAUAUACAGAAAUUCUCUACGCACAUAUUCAAGACAUCCAAGGAUCGAGACUUACGUACACACAUUGUACGUCGCGUGUUAGAUAUGAUUCUUUGCUAGAAAUAACGUUUGACCGCCCUGUUUAUGUUUAUCGAAAUUUAAUAUAUAAGGUGUAUGUAGUUUUCAACAAAGUUGGUUGGUAUCCAAUGUACACUUGCGUACCAGAUGUUGUCUGUAACAGGGUAAAAUUUAUGUUCAAUGUAGGCAAUCCAAGUGAAUCAGUUAGAGACGGACUAAUUCGAGCUAUAGUUUUUUCUACACCUCAAGAACAGUCCAGAUGUGUUAUGGAAUAAGUUUUUUCGUUUUACAUAUUAUAUAUUAAUUUAUAUUAUUUCUUUUUUAUUACAGCUGUUGCAUACAUAUUUACAUAUAAGUAUACAUACAAUAAUACACCUUUUUAAUUACCUUAAAUUAAAGUAAGGAAUGUAUAACAAACAAUCAAAAUAUAUAUAUAUAUAUGUAUAUGCAUGUCUUCUUCUAUAAAAAUAAAAAAUAGAUUGCACGUUUAGUUCAA
Messenger RNA from Bactrocera dorsalis (oriental fruit fly), 2143 nucleotides. RefSeq names its product kelch-like protein 8. The record is from RefSeq and is a predicted model, not a curated record. NCBI's taxonomy places the organism in Eukaryota, Metazoa, Arthropoda, Insecta, Diptera, Tephritidae. The transcript has 3 exons. Gene Ontology annotation, molecular function: protein binding. Bases 83 to 1672 code for a protein of 529 amino acids. Gene Ontology annotation, cellular component: cytosol; P-body. Gene Ontology annotation, biological process: neurogenesis.